Schistosoma margrebowiei is the source of this 1152-nucleotide messenger RNA. Lineage: Eukaryota; Metazoa; Platyhelminthes; Trematoda; Strigeidida; Schistosomatidae. The record is from the annotation of a GenBank genome assembly.
UGCUUGUAUACCCUGUUUUUUACUUUUUAUGAUGAAGACGAUGAUGAUGGUAUUAUCCUUCAAUAGAUAUAUAAUUUUAUUCAUUCUUAUACAUUAUACUUAUACAAAACCACAUUUAGAAACAGUGAGUCGACGUGAUACAGAACAUUUUAUUGAUGAUCCAGAUCGUCAUGAUAUUGAAUUUGAUCAUAAUGCAUUUUUAGGUGAAGAGACUGCUAAAGAAUUUCUACAAUUAACACCAAAUGAAAGUGAAGAAAAAUUAAAAAUUAUUAUUAGAAAAAUUGAUAAAGAUAAUGAUGAAAAAAUUACGGAAUAUGAAUUAAAAUCUUGGAUUGAAUAUGUAGCUAGUAAAUCGAAACAAAAUAGUACAGAUCGUCAAUGGAAUGAUAUAAAUCCAACUAAUCAAUCUUCAAUUAAAUGGACAGAAUAUCUAAUAAAAACAUAUGGACCAGAAGAAGAACGAUUAAAAGAUACAGCUACAUCUGAAUCAUAUAAAAAAGCUGUACAGCAUGAUCGACGACGAUGGGUUGCUGCUGAUUUAGAUAAAGAUGACAGUUUAAAUAAAACGGAAUUUACUGAUUUCGUACAUCCGGAAGACAGGCCAAAUAUGAGAGAUGCUGUUAUCGAUGAAUUAUUGGAAUAUGUGGAUAAGGAUAAUGAUGGAUAUGUAUCUGAAAAAGAAUAUUUAGUUGAUUUAGCUCGUGCUUAUCAAAGUACACCAUUUGACGAAAAUGAACCUGAAGCAGAAUGGGUUGAACGUGAAAGAAGUCAAUUUCGUCGAUUCAGAGAUACAAAUCAAGAUGGUAGAAUGGAUAGAGCAGAAGUUGGUGAAUGGAUAAUGCCAUCAAAUUAUGAUCCAAUAGAUGCAGAAACAAAACAUUUAUUUUAUCAUGCUGAUACUAAUAAGGAUGGAUUAUUAACAGAAGCAGAAAUUAUCGCUAAACGAGAUACUUUUGUCAGUAGCCAGGCCACAAAUUACGGAAAUGCGCUAAAACAACAUGAAGAGCUUUAAUAAUAAUGAAAAAAUAUGUUAAAACGAAACAUUAAAUUUGAUGAAAGUGCUUUAUUUCAUUUGUAACUGGUUGGGGUUUUUUUUUAUUCGCUUGAUCCUGUUGGUAGUAUGAAUAAAACAAUAAUCUUGUUCAUCAUUCA